Nymphalis io (European peacock) is the source of this 1818-nucleotide messenger RNA. RefSeq lists its product as uncharacterized. The coding region runs from base 184 to 1803 and encodes 539 amino acids. Gene Ontology annotation, cellular component: preribosome, large subunit precursor; Las1 complex. The transcript has 2 exons. Gene Ontology annotation, molecular function: endonuclease activity. NCBI's taxonomy places the organism in Eukaryota, Metazoa, Arthropoda, Insecta, Lepidoptera, Nymphalidae. The record is from RefSeq and is a predicted model, not a curated record. Gene Ontology annotation, biological process: maturation of 5.8S rRNA; maturation of LSU-rRNA.
UACUAGCUUAGCUCGAUUAGUGUUUGGCCGUUUGUUAUAUUUAUUCUUAUGGAAACAAAAACUGUAACUGUCAAUUUUCAAAUGUCAUUUGUCAAAUUGUCAAUAUACAUUGACUUGUAGUUGUUGGUUAUUAAGAUUUGAGAAUAAUAAAGAGAUUAAUAAAAAGGUUAUAAAAAAUCAAAAAUGUUUGCUGCCUUCCAAGUAGUUCCGUGGUAUAACAUUAAAGAGUGGCAGGAUGUUUAUGACAAAAUAUAUGCACAAACGUCGACACUUACUUCAAGACAAAUAGCACUAGAUCAUUUAUUAAUUUGGAAAGCCAGGUGUCCCUCUUUACCUUCCGGCAUAGAAUCAACACUGACUUUGCUUGAAGUUCACGUUCAAGAUUUAAAUAAUAAAAACAUAGAAAUAUGUAGUGACCAUUUAAUACGCUUAGCAUAUUCAUCUGCACUGAUGCGUUUUGUUAAUCAUAUGCUUGAUAAAGAAACAGCUAAAGGUCUUACAUUAUAUCAAGCUGCCAAGAAUUCGGGCAUCCCAGAUUGGAUUAUAGAAUUGCGGCAUGAUACUGCACACAGUGAUAGACUUCCUCCUCUAAAUUUGUUGAGAGAGGCUACUCUUACAAGUAUACAAUGGCUACAAAACAAUUAUUGGGAUAUGCAUAAACAAUGUAUUGAUAAUUUAGUAAUUGGAAAAUUACAGGAUGGUGGUUAUAUACAGGAUAAAAUAUCGAUCCUUAUUAAUUUUUGCAUUUCUUUAAGCAUAUGUUCUCAUUCUAAAUGCAAUAUAAAAUUUAUAUCUGAAAUUAAAGAUGCUACACUCCGAGAGUCAUUAAUAAAUGAUGCUAAAGAUUUGUUCAAUGAUAGUAUAGAUUUUAACAAUUUGAAGUUAAUUUCUAUAAAUUUUCUAGUUGAGACUAUGAAUUCAAAAACUAAGAAACUCCUUAAUAAUGAUUCAGUUUCAAACUAUGUCAAUAGAGUGUUGAUGUCUAAUGAAUCUUUGUUUUUAUCAUUGGAACUUCACAGCUUAUUAGAUAAUUAUAAUCUUGAUUGUUCAAAAUCACUCUGUAAUCAAUAUGUGCAGUGUUUUGAAGGACUGCUAAAUUUUCUACAUACAAAUGAUUUAUUACAAGACUUUGUAUUAGAGUUAAUAAAAUAUACAUACUCUGAUGAAACCAUUAAUAGAAGACGUAAACUUGCUUCACAAUGGAUAUCAGUUAUAUUAAAAGCUUUGAAGAAAAACCAACUGUUUAUGGAAAAAAUAUAUGAGACAGAAACUAAACAUGUGAGCUUAAAGAAUAAAAAAGAAAUAAAUUCUUUGUUCUAUCACUGGUUUCCAAAUAAGAAAAAGUCUUUACUUUUAGAUUUGCAUAAACCUGUACCUAAAAACUUAACAAACAUUACUUUUAUUCAGCCAAUAAUAUCAACUUACAAUCCUAAUCUUACAUAUUUCAUUAAAGAUUUACUUUAUUUAGUACAACCUUGUCUACCAAUUUCUAUCAUACGCAAAAUAUGUAAACUGGCCGAGGUAGUUGCUUCUCCGGAGAAGUUUUCAGCGGUACCUCCAAAGAUCUACACAGUAGAAGAUCUAAAGACUACAGAUGAUGCAGAUUCAUCAACUAUUAUUAUUAAUGACGAUGAAAUGAUAGAUGUCAAUACUACGCAUGAAAAUUCUAUAGAAGAAUGUGAUCAGAUAUAUGGCAUUUGGCAAAGUUCUUCUAAAAAUCAUUCGUGGUCCACAUGUCCUAUAGGGCAGUUGCCAUGGCAAUUAAACCAGCCGGAAGAAUUCAUGGAAAUCACUAGUAAAUAAACAUUUUUAUCCACA